AAACAGCGUCCAGAGGAACCCAGAGAUGAUCAGACAACUCAUUCUUACAGGACUACUAGUCCUGCUUUGGCACAGGAUGGAUGUACAAGCGCAUACAUUGAGCAGACACAGUUCUGCCAGCAACAUGGCCAAGCUGAAGAGCUUACUGCAGCAGUUUGAGGAGGCCCUGGCCACAGAAGACAGAGCCGUAGAUUAUGAAGACAGCAACACCAUGCUGGAGCAGAGCCCCGCUUCCACGUCCUGGGACAGAGACAGAGAGGACGAAGCAGCUCCCGCGGAGGACACCAACCUCCCAGAUGGAUUCGAGACACAGAGAAACCGCCUUAUAGAUCUUCUCAUGUCCACCCGGAGCAAAAGCCUGUCUGGCUGUUUUGGGGGAAGGCUGGAUCGCAUAGGGUCAUCCAGCACCCUCGGGUGCAACUCUAAAAAAGGUUAGCUAUGACGACUGAAUAUACAGUGACAUUCAAAUUACAAUGUAUUUUUAUGGUACGUAAGUUAUUUUACAUGUGGAUAGUCGUCCAUUAACUUUUUUCUGGGGGGAAGGGGAAUUUAAAUCUAAAGAUCUGUAACUAACACAAUUUCCCCAUAUUUCCAAUUACAUUUGCCUUCAAUCAUAUUAAUGCUUUUGUGGUGUGACAAAGAAAAAGUAAAAUUAGGCUAUUAUGUGCACUGUAAGAAAAAAAAAUGUCUGAAGAAAAAAAAGUGGCAAAAUACUGGUAAUUUUCUUUUAGGACAUUUUACGUUAAUUUUCCAGACAUUUCAUUUACCCAUGUAAAACGGAAAAUGACAUUACAUUGCCCAAUGUAUCUGACCUUUUUUGUAUUGCUUCAAUGUAUCUGAGCUCAUAAAAACUGCAUGAGUAGUAAUUAUGUUUAACAUGGAAAUGUAAUUUGUAGGAGUGUAAAAAUGAAAGCAAAGUGUAUGUUAAACUGAAACUGUGUGAGAUAUUUAAACAUGAACGAAUGUAAAAUGUGGAAAUGAAACCAACAAGACUGUUGCAAACACAAUUCCAAUAUUUUGCAAUCCCUUUUAUGACAUCUGCUUUAUAUUAUAUCUGGUGGUUGAUAUAUUUAUUAUGUACAAGUAGUUGAGUGCUAAUCGGAGUGUUGAAAUACAUAAUGGUAUAAUUAUGUGCAUUAUUAAUCCUUUACUCAUUCUGCAUUCAUUUAUGAGGUUUAUGAGAUUCGAAUACUCCUGCUGGUGUUUUAAUAUCCCUGCUGGCUUUAUACAAGUAGCACUUCUGUUAUUCUUUUUUGUGUGUCACAUUUCUACAGCUGAAACUGUACUUGGAAAUAAAAUAUAAAACACACGUCGUUUCUGUUUCAAGAACGGGAUGUUUAGAUCCCAGGUUGUAAGGUUUUUGAGGUGUAGUAUUGAAUGCUAAUAAAAUCCUGGUUUAAAAGUA
Molecule: messenger RNA, 1405 nt
Organism: Pimephales promelas (fathead minnow)
Lineage: Eukaryota; Metazoa; Chordata; Actinopteri; Cypriniformes; Leuciscidae
Gene: nppa
Product: natriuretic peptide A
Biological process (GO): cGMP biosynthetic process; receptor guanylyl cyclase signaling pathway; neuropeptide signaling pathway
Cellular component (GO): cytoplasm; extracellular region
Molecular function (GO): hormone receptor binding; hormone activity
Source: RefSeq, a predicted model, not a curated record